Messenger RNA from Mytilus californianus (California mussel), 2087 nucleotides. RefSeq names its product glycoprotein-N-acetylgalactosamine 3-beta-galactosyltransferase 1-like. The coding region runs from base 175 to 1224 and encodes 349 amino acids. Gene Ontology annotation, molecular function: N-acetylgalactosaminide beta-1,3-galactosyltransferase activity. The record is from RefSeq and is a predicted model, not a curated record. Gene Ontology annotation, cellular component: membrane. NCBI's taxonomy places the organism in Eukaryota, Metazoa, Mollusca, Bivalvia, Mytilida, Mytilidae. The transcript has 6 exons.
UCGAAAAUCUCAAUCUCUACGAGCUGAUAUUUUUGAUGACACAGACCUUCAGAUUAAUAUGAUAUAAACUUUGAGAAAUUGCUUAAAAUCUGAGAAAAUGGAUUGUGACAAGUUAUCAGCAUAAAGAUGUAAAGAUUUAGAAUGAUACUUUGAAGAUUAUAUAGGUACUUUCAAAUGUUAGCCAAAAUGAGGUACAGAGGCAGGUUAUGUCUGAAAUAUCAUCGACCAUUUUGGAAGUUAUACCUGAGGUACCUGUGUGCAGCUUGUGUCAUAUCAUUCACCUCAAUGUUCUGUGUCACUCUAAGUGAAGAUUUAGUGGAUUGGUUUGCUUCAUUCCAUACAAAAAUUGAUGUCAACAGAAUUGCACAAGAAUUUAAAAAAGAUAAAACAAUUUAUGAAAAUACAACAGCAGCAGAUGAAAUGUUUAAGAAAGUAAGAAUACUUUGUCUUGUAAUAACAACAAGUGGCCAUUUAAACAAACAGAUUCCUGUUGUCAAUGCUACAUGGGGAACGCGAUGUAAUAAAAUUCUUUACGUUAUGUGUACAGACAAAAAACAAUCAGACAUAUUAAAUUCCUGUAAUGUGAAGGAAUCAAAAAGUCAUUUGACUCGAAAAGUUCGAUUUAUGUUACGCUACGUGUAUCUUCAUUAUUUAAAUGAUUAUGACUGGAUAUUAAAGGCAGAUGAUGAUACAUACGUUAUUAUGGAGAAUUUAAGAUUUUUAUUAUCAUUCCAUAAUCCUGAUUUACCAGGUUACCUUGGUUACCAUUUUAAUAUGCAUUUGAAACAAGGUUACAUGAGUGGUGGGGCUGGGUAUGUGAUUAGUCGAUCUGGUGUGAAGAAAGUUAUCGAAGGAGCAUUCAAAGAAAACGGCUGCCCACCAGAUGGAAAGGAUGAGGAUUUAGACAUUGGUAAAUGUCUACAGAUGGCUGGUGUACCUCCACUGGUAUCAUACGACAAAUAUGGACGUGAGACAUUCCAUACUGAUAAAGUUUGGCAACAUUUUUAUGGAACCGUUCCCCGAUACCUAAAAAAAUAUAGUUGGAAUGGGUUAAGUGAUGGAGGAGGUUGCUGCAGCCAGUUCUCAGUGACAUUCCAUCAUGUGAAUCCACAGAUAAUGUUAUUGAUGCAUCAAAUGUUAUAUAGAACUAGCGUCUAUGGAAGACAGACUCCUACAGAUAUAGCAGAUAUGUUCCAUAUAGCUAAAGUACUGCCAGUACUUUAAAGUAGAUGUUAAACAUAUAUACUAUUGUCGUUUAAAUAGUGUCAUAUAUAUUAUCAACAAGAUUUUUCACCCAGCAUCACAUGAGCAUAGUCAAACGUGCAAUAUGAACAAAUAGUUUUGCAUGUUAGGGGUGUUAUGUGCAUUAAGUCACUGUCAUGACUGUUGCAAUUAUCAGCAAAGCUAGAGCAUUGAAGAUUUAAGUUUUAUGUUGCACCUGACAUUUUUAUUUUGAAAUUACAAUUCCAUAAUUUGUGUAUAAAAAAACACAUUUGUGCACAAUAUAUAACUGGACAGUAUUUCUGAUACUUUUAUGUUCAGUAUUAUUUUUUAUGAAGCCUUUUAUGUGAUUGAAAUGUUUUUGUUUAUACUUUCCAACUCAGAAGAAGCUUAGAUUUAACAUUAUAAUAAUGAAACUUACUAGAUCAAGUAAGCUAAAGCCAACAAGCUGUUUAAAUGCAGUUUCAUUGUUCAGAUAUUGACCUCGUUUUUAGGGUAUACUACAUUCAAGGUGGUAUCCUAGUAGAAAAAAUAACACAAAACAUAGAAAAAAGCAUAAUAUGUCAGGUUUUAGGUUGUAAAACGUUGAUUUUGAUGUUCUUUUACUACCAACUAGGUAUCAGUUUGGUCAGUACACAAAAAAGUUGGUAACCAUAUGAUUAUUUUAUGUCAUUAAAAGGGAAAUUUAUGUUUUAACAACAAAUUAUAUUUUUAGAAAAUCUUUGGAUUUGAAAUUGGAGAUUUGAUAAUUUUCAGACAAAUUUAAGAGCAUGUUUUUCUGAUUUUAUGUGCUUGCUAUACAAAUUUUUACUUAUUUUGAAAGAAAUCAAUCAGUAGUGUUUCAAUAAAUAAAAGAGAUAAAUGUA